AUGAUUGACAUCUUUGGUGAUAAACCCCUAUUCAUGCCAUCCACCAAUCACUCCUUUGGCCACAACAAGCUUUUAUACAGUUACAGGGUCAACAAUGAAUGGUUAGGAAAAGAAGAAGAGCAUCCCUCUAACACUAUAACAGCAGCAGCACUUUGCACCACCAAUCCCAUCGGAAACUGGAAUUCCUCAGACAAGGAAUGGGAAGAGGACACUUGGGAAUAUCUGCUGACACAAGAUGACAACCUAUUAGAAAGUCUCUGGGCAUUGCUGCAAGACAUUAGGGAUCCUGGAGUGACCAAUAAAGUUGAUUGA
Messenger RNA from Fibroporia radiculosa, 312 nucleotides. RefSeq lists its product as uncharacterized. NCBI's taxonomy places the organism in Eukaryota, Fungi, Basidiomycota, Agaricomycetes, Polyporales, Fibroporiaceae. The record is from RefSeq and is a predicted model, not a curated record. Bases 1 to 312 code for a protein of 103 amino acids. The transcript is spliced from 2 exons.